CAUUGUUGCUUUAGGAUCGCAAGUUUCACCACCUAAAAUUUACAGUUUGUAUUUUUCGGUGCUCAAAAAGGCCUCAGGAACCUUCAAUUCAGGUCCUCAGACCACAAACAGUAACCUGUAACCUGUAACUUUUACGCUCAGCAACAGGUUUCACAUUUUAAAGCCUUAUAGGGGGUCUGACAGGGACGUGUCUGUUUUUAUUUGGACACUAACAAAAGAGACGGAGAGACAGGUCGACAGUGCCGAAGCUUCUUUUGGAUAUCUGCUCCUAAUUCAUUUUUAGGAUUGGGGUUUUACCAUAGCACAGACAACAUGGAAGCACGGACAAUCACCACUACCACCACCAUCCUGGAGAGUAAAGGAGGUGAUCCCAGUGCUCCAACUGUCCGAGUGUCCAAACGUACCAUGACCGACGACCUGUACACCACGUUCAGCUCGCCUGUAGCCUGGAUCCUGGUUCUGGCCCUAAUCAUCACCUGGUCCGCUGUUGCCAUAAUCGUUUUUGACCUCGUGGACACCAAGGGCCUGGAAGCUCAUACAUUAUACUGUGACGACCCCUGUUUACCACCUGGACCUCAGACGGCGCGUGCCAGGAAAGCCUUCAAGGAGGCAGGCGGCCUUAGAGGAGGUAUUCAACUCCCAAGCAGUGAUCCAGAGAGGACAGCUAAGGGAGCCAUGGAUGAUUCGCCCGGCUGGAUGAACGGCAUCCUGAGCUUUGUAUCUAAUUUGUUAGCACCCGAGGAGGAGAUAGAAGAAGGAGAAUGGCCAGCAGUGAAGAAAAAAGGAGAAUUUUUACCAGCAAGGAAAAAAGUUUCAAAACUAAAGGCCAAGGAGAUCAUUCAGAGAGAGGAAGAGGAGCCGCAACUUGAUGAGGAAGAAGACGAUGACGAGGAGGAUCACGCUAAAAAGGAAGAAGAAGCAGAGGAAGAUUUUUAUGAGGAGGUAGAGGAUGAAGAUGAGGAGGAUGAUGAUGACGAGGAGGAGGAGGAGGAGGCAAAAGCUAAAUCUGUAAUGAAAAAGAAAAAAGAAACAGAAGCAAAGAAGAUGAAGGAAGGGGCAAAGAAAAAGGAAAAACUAAAGGUAGAGGAGGAGGAGGAAGAGCUGGCCAUCUCAAAAAAGAAAGAAAAAGAACCAAAAGAACAGAAAAAGAGAAAGAAAGAGGAAGAGGAAGAUAUUGAGAAAGAAAAGAAGGAAGCAAAGGAAAAGCCUGAAGCUGGAAAGAAGAAGGAGAAGAAAGAGAAGCAGGCGGCAGAAGAGACAAAGAAAGAGAAAGAGGAGAAAGAAAAGGAAGCAAAGGAAAAGCCUGCAGCUAAGAAAGAAAAAGAGACCAAGAAACAAAGAGAGGCAGUGGCCAAGGAAGAGGAGGAGAAAGCAAAAGACAAACCUGUAGAUGAAAAGAUAGGAAAAAAGCAAAAGAAAGAAAAGGCUGAAAAGAAGAUGAAGGAGGAAGAGGAGGAGGAUGAAGGCCCAGUAGUAGAAGAAAAACCAAAGGCAGAAAAAGAGGCAGGUAAAGAGGAAGAAGAAGAUGAAGAAGCUGAAGAUGAAGAAGUGAAAAAAGCAAAAGCUGAAGAAGAAGACAUAGAAGAAGAAAAGGAAAAAGAAGAAGAGGAAGAUAAAGAAGAAGAAGAAGCAAAAGAUAAAGCUGAAGAUGAAGAUGAUGAAGAAGAGGAGAAGCCAGCAGCAGUUGAGGUAGAUGCUGAAGAGGAUGAGGUUGCUAAACUAGAUGAAGAGAAAAAAGAAGCUGAAGACGUUUCUGAAGAAGAUGAGGAUGAAGAGGAAGACGUGGUGACUGUAGCACCUCUUGAUGUUCUCGAUAAGCAGGAUGUAGUCGAAACUGCUGAUGAGGAACCAGAGGGUGAUGAGACUGCUGAAGACAAACCAGCCAUCGAUACAGAUGCCAGUCCAGUGGGUGCCGAGGUUGCUCCAUCUGAAGAAGGCGCUGAUGAAAAACAAGAGGCUGAAAUCACAGAAGAUGAAAAAACUGCUGAAGUAACUGAAGAAAAAGAUGAGGAGGAUAAAGAAGACCUAAAAUCAGACAUCGACACAGAAGAGACACUUGUUGAUGCAGCUGCUUUAAUCGAUGACCAAGAAGACAAAGACCAAAUUCAGGACAAAGAGGACGAGCUGGAGGAAGAAGCUUUAAAACCGGAGCCUGAACAGGAAACCAGAGACGAAGCACCAGUCGUUAGAGCUGCUCCUCCAGAAACUGAAAAGCCACAACCAGCCGAAUUGAUUAAGAAAAAAGAGAAAAAAGAUGAAGAAGAUGCUGAAAAACAAGAAUCUACGACCUGUGUGUGUAUGCAGCCACAACAACCGGUACUACCUACAACACAAGAACCUGAACCAAAAGAGGAACAAGUAGAAGAAAUAAAGAAAGAGGAGCCAGAGCCAAAACAGAAGCAAGUAGAACAAAUGGUGGAGGCUAAGCUGCCCAAAGAGAAAGUUCCAGAUGUUGCUGAUGUUGUGGCACCAGUUCAUGACCUUCCUGCAUGUCGCCCGACUCCGGUGUACUGCCCAGCUCCGCCCGGCUGGUAUGUGCAUCACAUAGUCACCGAUAGUCCCUUGCCCCCGACGCCUGUGCGAGAGUCUCAGUUUGCUGCAAUAGCAACUCAUGCGGUCACCAUUCAAAAAGCAGAGCCAGAUGUAGAAAAAGAGAAGCCAAAAGAAACCACAGAAAAGAAAGAGCCUCCUGCAAAGGAGCAGAAACCUAAAUCAUCUCGCAGAAAGAGGGUCUCGACUGGUUCAGGUCGAGAGGAUCCCAAAAAGAAGCUGAGCCUGAUCCCACACAGACGAGCAUCUCCAGCAGAAGCACCAAAGCUGAUUAAACCCACCAAAAGUGCAGGACUUGCGAGGAGGACGAUUAAACCUGUGGAGAAAGAAACAGCCAAACUGACCAAACCCACCAAAACUGCAGGACUUGUUAGGAGAAGAAUAAAAGCUGUGGAGAAAGAAGUACCAAGACUGACCAAACCCACCAAACCUGCAAGACUUGCUAGGAGGAAAAUUAAACUUGUGGAGAAAGACGUGAAGAAAGGACUAAAGGAGGUGAAGCCCACUGAUAAAGAUAAAAUCAGAAUCAAGCCAAGAAAGGUGAAACAAUCAGUUAAAGCACGACCUGUGGCAGAAAAAGUCAAAACAGACGCUGUAAAAGCUGUAAAAGCUAAACUGGCUCCAAAAAAGAAAGAAGUGGCCAUGAAACCCACCGCAGAGGAAAAAGUAGCUCUCAAUAAACCUGCUCCAGAAGAAACACAAGCUAAUGUUGAAGAGAAAACACCUGAUCAGCCUGCACCUGAAAAAGAAUCUAAAGGUGAAGAAAAUGUUACUGAAGGAAAGAAGCCAGGUAAGAUCCCGUACUUCCAGUGUGUGCUAAUGGGUGGAAAAGCCAGCCAGUACCCUUUACGUCCGCUAUCUCCUGCUAUGACUCCUGCUAUAAACCCGGCCAUGAUGAGAGCGAUGAUGGAGCAGAGAGCCAGCGUGAUGGGGCAGAAGUCCAGACCCGCAGGACAGUAGGACAGAAGUUUGUUUUGCUCCUGAACAGCUGAUGAUCUUACUGCUGCUGAUCUCUCUAAUGAGAUCUUUGCUUAACAAGACUGAACACCCGACAGAGACGUCCUGCUUUUAUGAUGGAUUUAAAGCCAGAAUAUUCCUUAAUAAAUGGCUUAAAGAUUAACAGUGUUCAUGCUUACAGAGAGUAAUUUGUCGCUGGUCACUAAGCAGUAAGAGAAGCACAAACAGCGUUUACAAGACAUGUACAGAAAUAACAUCAACACACAGUGUGUUCGCCUGAAUGUCACUUUUGUAUUUUCAGAUGUGAUUAAAUGAGUGUAUUCUUUAACUGUACAUUUACAAACCUGAGCUCAUGUCAGAUUUAAGUUCAGAUUUGAAGACGUGGGGAAUUUAGCGCCCUCAUGUUUGUUUGAUUUUAUGCAAAGAAAAAGAGGUUUUAAUGAAAAGUAUGAAGCUGUAAACACAAAUUGAUUCAUUCAGAUUCUUGCAAGUAUUUUUUAAACACGAAACCAUGUUAUAUUUCACACUAACCAUCAAAUCUGUUUACAAUUGAUGAGCUGUUGAAGAAAGUGUGUUUUAAACGUGUUGCAAGACAGAGGUUUACGUUUGACUUGAAAAUCUGUGACAUAGCUUCAUGCUCUGUGUAUUUAUUCACUUAUUUAUUUAAUGAUCGUUUAUGAGACAUGUCAGUCACGAGGAAACAGUAGUAAAUGUGUUUUGUUUGCUGCAGACUUUAUCUCUGGCUACAGGCCAUUUCCUAAGAGUCAGAAUAAUGUGAUUAUAUGAGAAGCUAUUAGGAGCAGGAACCAGUCAGCUGCUUGUUUGUAUACUAUCGAUAAGUGGCCUGUAGUUCUAUAGAACAUAAUGUUUAACAUAAUGUUUAUCUAAAGUCCUUUGCAGAUUAUAAGAGUUUAUAUAAAAGGUUUUUUAUGUUGAGAAGGUGUCAGUGUUUGAACAUUUCAG
This is a messenger RNA of Trichomycterus rosablanca, 4470 nucleotides long. RefSeq names its product triadin (gene trdn). The transcript is spliced from 33 exons. Lineage: Eukaryota; Metazoa; Chordata; Actinopteri; Siluriformes; Trichomycteridae. The coding region runs from base 313 to 3510 and encodes 1065 amino acids. Gene Ontology annotation, molecular function: signaling receptor binding. The record is from RefSeq and is a predicted model, not a curated record. Gene Ontology annotation, cellular component: sarcoplasmic reticulum; membrane.